UCUGGAUCGAACACAUUCUUGUGCGCAGAUCUUCAUCAUGCCGUUCGCGCAACUCGUGAUAGGGCCCCCCGGUGCCGGAAAGUCAACCUACUGCAAUGGCAUGCACCAGUUCCUCGGAGCUAUUGGUCGCAAAUGCUCCAUUGUGAAUCUGGACCCCGCAAAUGAUAAAACAUCAUAUCCGUGCGCGCUGGACGUUCGCGACCUUGUCACGUUAGAGGAGAUCAUGAGUGAGGAUCAGUUGGGGCCUAAUGGGGGUAUCUUGUAUGCGCUGGAGGAAUUAGAGGAGAACUUUGACUGGCUUGAGGAGGGACUGAAGGAUCUCGGAGAGGACUACGUCUUGUUCGACUGCCCGGGCCAAGUUGAACUGUUCACACACCACUCUUCCCUUCGGAACAUAUUCUUCAAAUUGCAGAAGAUGGGCUACAGACUCAUCGUGAUCCAUCUCAUCGACUCCUACAACCUCACACUACCAUCGAUGUACAUUUCCGCCCUUCUCCUCUCCCUCCGCGCCAUGCUCCAAAUGGAUCUACCUCACCUGAACGUCCUCACCAAGAUCGACAACCUAUCGAACUAUUCCCAGCUGCCAUUCAACCUUGACUACUAUACAGAAGUGCAAGACCUCAGCUACCUUCUACCGCACCUCGAAGCCGAAUCGUCACGGCUAUCACACGAAAAGUUCGGACCGCUCAACAACGCGAUCAUCGACCUAGUGGAGGAAUUCGGACUAGUAAGCUUCGAGACGCUAGCCGUAGAGGACAAGAAGAGCAUGAUGAAUCUACUGCACGUUAUCGACCGUGCCAGUGGCUACGUCUUCGGACCCGCCGAGGGUGCCAACGACUCCAUCUGGCAGGUUGCUGUCCGAGAAGGCCUGGGACAGAUGGACAUCCGAGACGUGCAAGAGCGGUGGCUCGACGCGAAAGACACGUACGAUGAACACGAGCUAAAGCAGCUGGAGGAAGAGGCGAAAGCCAACGAAAAGGCAGCCGAAGAAGCAUCAGCAAAGCAACCCAAUAUGAACUUCGAUGAUGACGACGAAUACGACGAUCUGGGCAGGGGGUCGAUACCAGAUGGCGGCGUGAAGGUUAUACGAAAAUCAUGACAUGACAUGGAAUCUAUCCCAGCAUCUAUAUUCCAUCCACACACACACUGUAUAAUAUAGGGUAUCUCUAAUGAAAACGAUCAAG
This is a messenger RNA of Aspergillus neoniger CBS 115656, 1184 nucleotides long. RefSeq names its product GTPase GPN2. Gene Ontology annotation, molecular function: GTPase activity. The transcript is spliced from 3 exons. Lineage: Eukaryota; Fungi; Ascomycota; Eurotiomycetes; Eurotiales; Aspergillaceae. Gene Ontology annotation, cellular component: cytoplasm. The coding region runs from base 38 to 1099 and encodes 353 amino acids. The record is from RefSeq and is a predicted model, not a curated record.